AUGUCACUGUCACAGAUGUCUGCAAUGGGCACAUCCAAAGAAGCCGCGGGCAUUUUUCGUCAGGGCUGCUUGCAAAACCCACGGAAACCAAGGAUCCUGCGGGAAUGUGGGGACGAAGAUAUCGGUAGCAACAGCACUGACGAUUUCGAGAUGGGCAAUGACGAGGAGCUUCCAGUUGGAGAACGACCUUCCAGGAACUCAUUCUACUCAUGGACAGAUCGGCGCUUGCAGGCUGAUGGAUCAACAUCCGCAUCAAAUCGCUUCAUGCACGAGGAACAGCGCAAAGAACUUGGCAUCUACCUGGGCAAUUUGAGAUUGAGCUCAAGUAGUGGCAACAGUUUCAAGGCUACGGUCCGACAGAUGCUUGACGACGGUGGGAAAAGGAUGCCAGCGCUGCGACGCCAGGCCUGCGACGGCUCUUGGGCUCGCUGCGUGGCCGACUGUUGGGGGAUGGUGGUGCACUCUGAAGAGGACGUCAAUAGUGAGUUCAUUGCCAUGGAGGAAGAGGACUAUGAACGCCUGCGUGAGCUGGCUUCUGAGCGCGUUCCGGACGAGUCAGAGGCGGCGGUGGAGGUUUCGAGGAAUUCCUUUCAGUCAUGGACAGACCGAAGCUCGCAGAACGUUGGGUCAACUUCCACCUCGAAUCGCUUUGCGCAUGAG
Molecule: messenger RNA, 660 nt
Organism: Cladocopium goreaui
Lineage: Eukaryota; Dinophyceae; Suessiales; Symbiodiniaceae
Source: the annotation of a GenBank genome assembly